Messenger RNA from Penicillium alfredii, 1056 nucleotides. Its product is annotated as phosphotransferase family protein. Lineage: Eukaryota; Fungi; Ascomycota; Eurotiomycetes; Eurotiales; Aspergillaceae. The transcript has a single exon. Bases 1 to 1056 code for a protein of 351 amino acids. The record is from RefSeq and is a predicted model, not a curated record.
AUGCAACAUUUCGACCGGAAAGCGUGGCCGGCCAUCCCAUCCCUCGGAGGGACAGACAAUCCUAUGGGUUCCUCACAUCGCGGCUCUUCUAGUGAAUUGGAUGAGUCCCAAAGGCUGAAGGUGGUUCUCUCGCUAUUGUUCCCCCCAACGGUCCGCAUCCAACAUACACGGCGACUUCCCAGUCAUAUCCACCCUUUACGGCUGCUCAGACUGUCGAAUGGGGCCUGUUUGUUGCUGAAGAGCUCCCCGUCAUCACAUACUGCUCUUCUUCGAUGGGAGCGAUCCUUUCUCGAAACUGAAGCUCGGUUCCUGGCUCUCCUGGGCCAUAGUGCCAAUCCAUGCAUUCCGCAACUCUAUCACUAUGAUCCUCACGGGGGAAUUCUAGGGUCUGCGUAUCUCCUCCGCCAAUAUGUGACGGGAGUCAGCCUGCUCGAGAUGGAAACAAGGCUCUCCGUGGAGCAACGAAAGGGGAUUGAUCGUCAUCUGGGAUUUCUAGUCCGCGCCAUUGGGCAACAUGUUUCCCGUGGCUUUGGAUCUCUGCAACAGGUGGCACGCGGGGCCGGCAAGCGUUCCUGGCGGGAGGCAUUUUGUAUUCUAUUUGAAGGCGUUCUCCGCGACGCCGAGGAUAUGUUCAUCCAUCUCCCUUAUUCCGAGAUUCGGCACGAACUUGCUCGCUUGGCCCCGGCUCUCGAGGAAGUGACGCUCCCACGACUGGUAGUCGUGGACUUCGGUCGACCGGCUCAUGUCUUGCUGGAUGAGGAGUCAAAACAGUUGUCGGGCGUCGUGGACUUUAGCAGUGCUUUCUGGGGUGAUUUGUUGAUGGCCGAAAUCUUGGAGAGACCCUCGCAUGCGGCGUUGGAAGGGGCCGGGAUGUCUUUGUCCAAAACCACCAAGGAAGGCGCCCGGGUAUUGUUGUAUGUGGUUCGACUUUCAUGCUUCUUGGAGAGGAUUAACCCAGUCUGCCUAGAUAUACCUGCUACCGAUUGGUUUCCCAAAUCGCCGUUCAAUAUUAUCGCCGCGAUGAAACGAGCGAAUUCGAUGCGCGGAGGCGCCUGA